AAUGUGCUUUUUAAGUCCUUGUGGUCACGUAGUGAUUCGCCUCAGUCCGGGUGGCGGAGGACGAAUCCCAGUUGCCUCCGUGUCUGAGACCGUCAACUCGGACGUGCAUCUUAUCACGUGGCUUGCUGCCAUGGAAACAUAGCGUGUGUGGAGGCUUCACGCCACCCACCGCGGCAACCACACUCAACUCACCACGCGCCCCACCAAGAAUGAACCACAUUAUAGUGACCAUGAUGAGGUUACCACAUGUGACUCUACCCUCCCUAGCAACCGGGCCAAUUUGGUUGCUUAGGAGACCUGACUGGAGUCACUCAGCAUGCCCUGGGAUUCGAACUAGCGAACUCCAGGGGUGGAGUUAGCCCUGGACUUUAUGGCCAGGAAGAUGUGUUCAAAUGCUGGCAGAGCAUUUUGACUUGAUGCUGCAUUGGGUGUGGAUUGAACAUGCCUGCAUCUUUGAUGUCUACAUGCCAGUGUCUCAGCCUUUGGUAGCACAGGUUGUAGAGCAUAGACUUCAGAGAUGAUGUUCUGCACCACCUUCCUGUCAGCCCCAUCUGAUGAGAUACUGGACGGGGCUUCGGGUAUGGGAGGUUGCCUGGCUCCCCUGCAGUGCCUUGUGCUCCCAGAGGAAGAGCUCUACGCUCCGUUCUCUGACCCUGCGACAAACUUGCGACACAGUGAGCGCGGUUGUGUGGUGAUGGGUAAACUCCUCCUGGACAUGAGUUUAGGUGGUGGAAAAGUUAGUGGUUGUUGUAGCCCAUCUGUUGUACCCUCCCCUGCUCACGGUUAUCUAAAGCGAUAGUGGUAGCCAGCUUAUUUUACCACUGAGCUACACAGGCCCCCGAAAUGGUGAGUAUUUUAACAUUUACCAGUUGGCCCCAUUCACUUCCAUUAUAAGUGCCUUACUCUAACCCAGUUUCUGCUUUUUUUUUUUUUUUUUUCUUUAAAGAAAAGGAGGGACAAGUUGAAAUACAUUUGUGUGGAAAUCAACAUUAUGCCACAAAUGUUGUCAACUGAGCUUAACUUGCAUUGAACACAGAAUAUAAAUGUAAGUUUUUAUGCAAAAAAAAAAAAGAUAUAUUUUUUUUUUUUCAUUUUGAGGUGAAAUAUGUAGGGCUGGGUAAAAUAAUUCCUUUUUCCGAUUAACGCGAUCUUCAUUUGAACGAUCCCAAUAUUGAUUCUUAAAAUGCUAAGAUCCAUUUUUUUUACUUUUAAAGUUAACUUUAGUUUUGGUUUUAAUGAGUAUUAUAUUUGUUAAAUAAAUAGCAAUUGAACUGCAUAGUUUGGGCCCUGUUAAUUUUUUUUCAAUAAUAUUUUCUUAAUGCGCCAAGUUAGAAGGUUCCCUGCAUAAUUUACAGCAUUUGCUGAGAGAGAGUUUCUUUCAUAAUCAAAAUUGACAUUAUAACUUGAAUAAAACCAAAUUAAUCACAGUUGAAUUGAGAACUUGUGAAUCAGGAAAUCUGUAUCUAUUUUCAGCACCAGAAAUAUGACGAGCAAAUACAGUACAGCACAUAACUUUCACACACAUGCUUGAUCUUUCAGUGGAGGUGGUCUUUAAUAUUUGUAGCCCAAGUACAAUGACCCCUAAAGGCAUUACUGUCAACUACUCCUCCAAACCUCCCACCUAAGUCAACGUGUAUGUUAGCAGUUAGUUUCUUCACUAUGCCGUGAACCUGAAGGGAAAUGCUGUUUCAUCCAGCAGAAAUGCAGCUAUACUGGAAAGUCUGGCACCUGUGUCACUUCCAUCCUAUUUAUUGAGCAACGUUGCAGUUGUGAAGUUGGCGUUCACAAAAUCUUCCAUCUAAAGGUAAAUGGAUGACUCGAUGUUGACUUUGAUGCUCCAGAAGUGUUUAUUUGACAAAAUGGGACUAUUUAGGGUGCAGUUGACACCCAGUGUUCCCAAAGUGAGUCAUCAGGUGACUAUUUAGGUCUGAGUCCACUGGUGAAAAUACCUCUGUUUUGCAUUUUUCUGAUUUAAUCCAUUUUUUUUUAUUUUUUUUUUUUAUAAGAAUGUUCCAAAACAUCUUGUUUGCUUUGAUGGAAGCAAAAAAAUUACUAAAGAGUUAACAACAUGGUCAGUGUCACUUUAUGUUAGUUUCCAGGUUUAAAUUAGAUCUUGAAUCCCAGUUUUUCAAUGUGGCACUGUAUGUGUGUUUUGGCAGUAAUCUCACCCUUCUGUGAUGUAUAUGUUCAUGACUGUUGUCUGUUGCAGAGCAUCAUAGGCUGUUGUGCAACUACAAAUAUCAGACCUUUAGUUAAUCUGUUUCAGGGGAUUUUCUCAGCUGGUAACAUGAACAGCCCCCCCCCCCAGCUAACCUGCUGUCUGGUACUGGUGUUUUGACUCGGGAAUAAUAGUGUAUUUGCUCAAGCAUUCCCUCACACUUCUGUUUGCGAAAGCAAAACUCACCAUUACUCAUUGUGUCAUUCUGUUAUUUUUUUCUGUAGAACACAAAAGGAGAUAUUUUGAAUGCAGCUUUUGUAUCCCUUUUCCAUGUCUAUAGUUAGCAGAUAUUAUUAAUCAUGUCUGUUUAUUUAUCUAAACCUGCACACACUCUAUGAAUGGAGGUUGAGAUGUGCCAUGUCCUCACUAUGCCCCCUCAUCAUGCUUAGAAGAAACCAGGAGAUUUGCAACGGCUUACUGCUGGCUUUAACGGUUAUGUAAAAUCCAGCAUUGGCAUAUCAUUUGAUGAGAUUAAAAAGGGGUUGGACUUUAUGGCCAGGAAGAUGUGUUCAAAUGCUGGCAGAGCAUUUUGACUUGAUGCUGCAUUGGGUGUGGAUUGAACAUGCCUGCAUCUUUGAUGUCUACAUGCCAGUGUCUCAGCCUUUGGUAGCGCAGGUUGUAGAGCAUAGAUUUCAGAGAUGAUGUUCUGCACCACCUUCCUGUCAGCCCCAUCUGAUGAGAUACUGGACGGGGCUUCGGGUAUGGGAGGUUGCCUGGCUCCCCUGCAGUGCCUUGUGCUCCCAGAGGAAGAGCUCUACGCUCCGUUCUCUGACCCUGCGACAAACUUGCGACACAGUGAGCGCGGUUGUGUGGUGAUGGGUAAACUCCUCCUGGACAUGAGUUUAGGUGGUGGAAAAGUUAGUGGUCGUUGUAGCCCAUCUGUUGUACCCUCCCCUGCUCACGGUUAUCUAAAGCGUGAGGUUGCAGGGCCAUCAGGACCUACAGGACCUGCGCUGCCAAUGGCGACAGUUGACAUAAAGAACCCAGAGAUCAGCAAUCAGCGUUUUCACAAUAACUCUCAAAUGAACAACAUCCACAGCAACUUCAACAAGAAAGACAAAGCCAAAGGGAAAAACAAGAAGAAAAAAAUAUCCAAGGCUGAAAUCGGCACGCCGAGCAAUUUUCGGCACGUUGGGCAUGUUGGCUGGGAUCCAAACACUGGCUUUGACUUAAAUAAUCUGGACCCAGAGCUGAAGAACCUCUUCGAUGUGUGUGGCAUUUCUGAGGCCGAGCUCAAAGACAGAGAAACGUCUAAGGUCAUCUACGAAUUUAUUGAGAAGAAAGGAGGAGUAGAGGCUGUAAAAAAUGAACUUCGACGACAAGCUCCUCCACCUCCACCUUCAAGAGGAGGACCACCACCUCCUCCACCUCCCCACAGCUCUGGGCCUCCUCCCCCACCUCCAUCCCGUGGCCAAGGAGCACCGCCCCCACCACCUCCAUCAAGAGCACCCAACACGGCUCCGCCUCCACCUCCUCCCUCCCGACCAGGUAUGGGAGCACCACCUCCUCCACCUAGCAGAGGGCCCAUGCCAGCUCCCCCUCCACCUGCACCACCCCAACCUGCCUCCUUCUCUCCACCGCCUCCACCUCCUCAAACUUCAAUGGGUGGAGCACCACCACCGCCACCUCCACCCCCAGGACCCCCACCUCCUGCACCUCCUCCCCUACCGGACGUGGAUUCAGGAGAGUCACUGGGGGGUAAAUCUGCACUCCUGAAUCAAAUUCGAGAAGGGACUCAGCUGAAGGUGGUGGACCAUAACAACAAGGCUCCAGUGUCCAGCGGUGGCCGUGGUGCACUCUUAGACCAAAUACGAGGGGGCAUUCAGCUUAAAAACGUAUCAGAUACUCCAGACUCGACCCCACCCACUCCCGCCCCUUCAGCUGGCAUUGUGGGGGCAUUGAUGGAGGUAAUGCAGAAGAGGAGCAAAGCAAUCCACUCUUCAGAUGAAGAUGAUGAUGAUGAUGUAGAAGAUUUUGAGGAUGAGGAUGAGUGGGAUGACUGAUGACCAACGCUGCCCAAAAGAAUUAAGACACUACAUUCCUCUUGUCUUUCUAAAUCUUAUAAAAUUAUAAUGUAAAUGGAUGACAGAUUUGCUGUAAAUGUUUGUUGCCUUUAAGCUUUUUUGUAUUAAUCUGUGCAAUACCUCAUUUAAUCUGUAAAGGUUUGUCAUACGUCUUCUGUAAAGGUUUUAUUUUCUUCUCCUGGAUUAACGUGCAAUUUUACAUCAAGUGUUCUUGAUUUGUAGAGUUGAAUGUUUUGGGGUCUUUUUGUUUGGUUCGUAGCCAGAAGGGAGGUCUACUCUAAAGAACGAGAUAAGCCAGUCUUUAACAUUGAUAUUGUGACUUGAUGCAAGACAACACUAUUUUCAAACUUAUGUACUUUACCUUUUCUUAUUCAGAUCCUAGUUUAGCACUAUUAUUUUCUUAAUAAAGAAAAGCAUAUUUAGCCCCAUUGCUAAUUUGUAAAUUUGCUCAGAGUUUGAGUCGGUUUUAUAUUUUUGCACGAAUCAAAAAAGAUUAAAAAAAAAAGAGUUCAUGUCAGUUCAGUUCUGUCAAUACGGCAGUUGUUUACACAUUGUGUGCUAGCUACUAUUUCAGGACUCCCCGUAACAAACACUACAGUUAUUAGAAGUGACGCUAUCUUCAUGUUUGCAUAUUACUGGUAUAACUUUGAAUCUCACAGGCAACUUCCUGUUGUGCAGAGAACAGAUUCUAUUCAUGUAUAUGUUGAAUGGACAUUUUGUGUAGAAACAGUGUGUCAUUUUUUUUUUUAGAUUGAACAUGCCAGAAGCAGACUGUUCAUACACUUUUCAUCUUUACUAAUAAUCCACUGUGAUGCUGUACUAAAUUAAAGAGCCCUGUCGAGGGUUGUGACUCGUUUCAAAAGAUGACCUGCAGUGGGUCGUAUCGGCAAAAUAACGGAACAUAGUUACACUGUUUUAAACGGUUUCGUAUAGCUGUUAAAAAAUUCGGUCUUAUAUCUUUUACAGUUUUUUUUUUUCUCCUUGUUUUCAUGCAGGGGUUGCAUUGAGAAGCAACAAAGACUUGAAACCUUUAAAAUUAGAUUGAAAAAUGAAUUAUUAAAAUUGUACACUCAAAUAAAUGUUAAUAUUUACAGAGGCUUUA
Myxocyprinus asiaticus (Chinese sucker) is the source of this 5344-nucleotide messenger RNA. RefSeq names its product actin nucleation-promoting factor WASL-like. The transcript is spliced from 7 exons. Bases 2857 to 4221 code for a protein of 454 amino acids. Gene Ontology annotation, biological process: actin filament organization; regulation of Rho protein signal transduction. Gene Ontology annotation, molecular function: small GTPase binding; actin binding; microtubule binding. Lineage: Eukaryota; Metazoa; Chordata; Actinopteri; Cypriniformes; Catostomidae. Gene Ontology annotation, cellular component: nucleus; cytoplasm; endoplasmic reticulum membrane. The record is from RefSeq and is a predicted model, not a curated record.